Molecule: messenger RNA, 1263 nt
Organism: Capsicum annuum
Lineage: Eukaryota; Viridiplantae; Streptophyta; Magnoliopsida; Solanales; Solanaceae
Product: probable WRKY transcription factor 33
Biological process (GO): regulation of DNA-templated transcription
Molecular function (GO): sequence-specific DNA binding; DNA-binding transcription factor activity
Source: RefSeq, a predicted model, not a curated record
GAUAAUGGGUACCCCUAAAGAAGAGACAACAGAUGAAGUUUUCUCCGAGAAUUUAGAGCAAAAGCCGGAGCCUGAUCCUGCAACCAAAUCAGAGUUAAAAGAGAAACGGAGCUUUGAAUCGACUUCAGCUGAUGUUGUUUCUGGUGAGCUGCAGAAGAGAUUGAGUCCUGAUGCUGACAAACAAGCAUCAAAGAAUAAUGAAGAGGAAAGUACAUAUCCUCCAACAGGCCAAGAAGUGUCAAGGAUUAGUCAAUGUGAUAAAGGGAUUAAUGUGUCACAAUCCAAUCAAGAAGAUAUUUCUCUUUCUAGAGUACUAGAGAACCCGUCCGAAAAUGUGGGGCAGCUGCAGGUUCUUAAGAGUGAAGCCGGUGCAUCUGGAUCUAGUCAACUUUCUAGUUUACCGAAGGACUCAGAUGCAAAAUCAUGUGGAUCAGAAUCUGGUGUAAAACGUUUAUCUGGUAAGGCUUCAGAUUCUUCAGAUCAAAUGCAAAGUUCGAACACGGAGAUUUUAUUAUCACAAUCUGAUCAACAACGAGUAAAUUAUCCCAUACAAAAGCGUGAGAAAGCCCUAGAUAAGUUGCAACCAAGGCGGAACCCUGACACUAGUGUCCAUGGGUUGACGUCUGAUCAAGGAGUGACUCUCCUCAGGGUGCCUGAAAAACCAUCCGAAGAUGGAUAUAACUGGCGAAAGUAUGGUCAGAAGCUUGUCAGAGGAAAUGAGUAUACUCGGAGUUAUUACAAGUGCACAUACCCUAAUUGUCAAGCAAAAAAGCAAGUGGAGAGAUCACAUGACGGGCAUAUUACAGAUAUCCACUAUAUUGGGAAGCAUGAACAUCCGGAAACUCCAAGUGGUCCUCAGAUGCUCCCCGAGUUGGUACUCCCUUUGCAAAUGAAACAACCAGAGAUUCCAAUAAUCUCUACAUUAGAAGCUGAAGGCGAGAAAUCUACUAGGCCCCAAGAAACAUGUGAACCUAGUAAGCCAUCAGAAGCUCCGCUUGUAUUGGACAUUGUAUCAGCUUGUGGCGGUGUGAAGGGUACGCCUUUAAAGCGACAUAAAUCAGAAACUGAGGUCGAUAAGGAUGAUGGAUCAGACUCAAAAAGACAAAAAAAGGAUAUAGUAGCUACGGUUGAUACUCCACCUAUUAAGUCCCAAAGUGAACCACGACACAUUGUUCAGACCGUGAGCGAAGUAGAUAUAAUCAAUGAUGGUCAGCGCUGGCGCAAAUAUGGGCAAAAAAUUGUAAAAGGCAAUCCAAAUCCGAG